CUUUCCUGCACUCCGGUCUCUUUCCUCCCUCCCUCCCUCGCUUCCUUUCUCUCUAUUUCUCUCACUCCCUUCCUCCGCAUUGCUGGUCUACGUCCCUUCUCAUUUCCCCUUUUCUCUCUCUCUCUCUCUCUCUAUCUCUAUCUCUUCAUACCUCCCCGUUCCCUUCCUAGAUCUUUUCUUCCUCCUUCCCUCAUCCGCAUUUCCUAAUCUGUCUCUCUCUUGUACUCUCUCUAUGUUUCUCCACUCCCCCUCUCUCUCUUGUCACAUUAACAUCCAAGAAGAGGUCGCACAUGUGAAUAACAUCUCGGUUUAACUACCGUUACACAUAAUUUUGUAUACAUAAAAUACAUGUAUAUAUUUACAUAUAUACACACACACGCUAGCAUUUCCAGACAUAAUGUAAAGCAUCGUUUGUUGGUCAUUUCCUGAAAAAUCUUUCCAUGCAGUGGAAUAGAGAGAGACCUCUGCAGGCAACUAAUGAACAAUAAAUAACAAUUCCAGGAAUAUAUUUUUAACCCUCAACUGUCUAGCAAUGAAGACUUUUAAAUCAUAUUCUGGCAUUAAAAUCAAAGUGGACUCAACACAAAGACGAUCAAUAAAGGAGACGACUGUUAAUAUUCCACUAUCAGCAGAUGAGAAGAAUGGCAAAGAACUUGUUAAUGGAUGCCUUUGGCGGAUUAUGCUCCUUUUUGGGGUGUUUAUAUAUGGAUCCUAUACCGUAUUGGUGCAUCUCUGUGAAAAAGAUGGCAAAAUUCCUUUUAGUUCUUCAUCAAUGGUUCUGAUCACAGAAAUAAUGAAGAUUGUGAUCUCUGUAACCUUAUUUUCCAUCGACAGCUGGAAAACUGGCUUCCAGGUUCCGUCUUUUUGGUUUUGUAUUCCAUUCGCAGUUCCAGCCAUUUUGUAUUUCAUAAAUAACAACAUAGCUGUACAUAUGCAACUACAAAUGGACCCCACAACUUACCAGGUCUUGAGUAAUUUAAAAAUAGCCACUACAGCUUUAUUAUACCGGUUAAUUAUCAAACGGCCUAUAACAUCAAUACAGUGGAUAUCUCUUGGUUUAUUAACUGUUGCUGGUGUUUUUGACAGGUUGGUAACAAUGUUCUUUAUAGGGCUUUCCUAUAAGGUGUUAUUCACCCCUCCCCUUAACAAGUUGAUGUUAGUUCCAAAGCCACACAGUGAUGACGACGACGAAGAUGACUCAAUGACAACCAUCAUUAUCAUCAUCAAACACCUACUUCCCCAUGCUAGUAUGUGUCAGACGGAAUUUGACGAGGCAGAUUUCCUGUGGCUGGAUGUUCUUCCUGUUGCCAACCCUCGUUUGUGUCCAAGCAGGUUAAUAUUUCUCAUGUGUCUUUCAUGUUUAUUCAUGAUUGUCCUCUACUGCUUCAUUUCUGGACUCUCCGGGGUUUACACAGAGUAUAUUCUGAAACAAAAUUCUCAGAGUUCCCUUCAUUUGCAAAAUAUUUUAUUAUAUUCCUUUGGUAUUGUACUCAAUUUCGGGAUGUGGACAAUCCAAGCCAGCAAUCAUUAUGAAGAAAAAGAUAGUUUUUCCCUUUUCAAAGGAUAUUCUAUAUACACAUGGAUCAUUAUCAUUACUCAAGCUGUCAAUGGUCUCAUCAUGUCCGCCGUCAUGAAACACGCCAGCAACAUCACUCGUCUAUUUAUCAUCUCCUGUGCUAUGCUCAUCACCACUGUACUUUCCAUCCUCAUCUUCAAUCUCCAGCUGAACAUUUACUUUGGUUGUGCCUUCAUUUGUGUUAUUAUAGCCUUGGCCCUUUACCACACCUAAUGGCCUGGUGGGGUGGAGGGGCUGUCCCCUGGUCACAGUGGUGGCAGUGGUGGUGGUGGUGGUGGUAGUGGCGGCAGCGGCAGCAGUGGAGUUGGGGAUUGAGUGAAAUUAGUCAUUUGGCCAUUGUUACAUGCAGUGUGUGAGAGGGGUGUUGCCGUGGGAGAGAGAGAAAAAAGAGAGUCGGAGGGAAACGAAAGCCUCACCAUACCCUAAUUUCCUCUAAAGGAAAAUCUAUGUAUUCCCUGUUACUUUGAGACAGGAGCUGUUUUCUGUUCGUCCCCUUUUUAGUCUGUCCUUUGCUGUUGCUAUUUCUAAAAUGUCCUUCCUGCCCUCCUGCUGUACCUUUCAGCUUCAUGAUUAUGUGUUGUGAAAAUAUUACAGAUGUGUAUGGUAGUCCGCUUCUAAUUGUCUUCCUCUCUAACUCCUCCUCCCUGUUCUUCCUGGUUGAUACAUAGCUAGAUAGACACACACAUACAUAUAUGUGUAGCAUAUAAACACACUUGCACACGCACACGGUAUUUACUAGUAUAUUCAUACAUCAAUACAUAUAUUGUAACUCAGUGAGCUAGCACAAAUUUCCUUUAUGUUUUACAUCAAAGAAUCUACUUUACAGUCAAUAAACUUUUAUAUUUAGCCGUAAAUAAUUCAUAAUUACCGAAUAUUUAUUGCGGACUCAUAGCAAAGCAGAGCACGCAUGUGUCUCUUUAUGAUACAUAUAUAUACAACACACGCACACACACACACAUACUUAAAUGACAUGUAUGUAUGUUUGUUUGUUUGUUUGUUGGACUUCUUCAUGGAUUUGAUCCAACUAUUUCCCUGCUCCUUGAGUUGCUCCAAAGCGAUGGCAUGAAGCUUUUGCCCCAGAUCACAUGCAGCGGGAGAUUGAACCCCGGCACCGUGGUUUUCGCAAAAGCAAACUUCUAAACGUCACAGUCACUCCUGUAAUUUUGCAAUUUUUCUGUGGUUGUUGGAUUGGAGAGGAGGUAAAAUGCAUCCGAAAUUAUUUAUAUUUCUAUUUUGUGUUCCUAACCGGAGCAGAAAGCUGACGAGUGAUGCAUGUCUUUUUGUUUUGAAAAAGGGACAAUAGCGACAAUAAUGAAAAGAAAGGCCAUCAAAUUGCCAUGUAAGGUUAAAGAGAGUUUGUGUGUGUAUGUCUGUGUAUAUUGUAUGUGUUGAUGAAGCAGACAGCAUUGAGUAAUUUCUAUUUUUCAACAUGUGACAUACUCAUGGUAUAUUUUAUUUUGCUUGUACACCUAUGUGUGUAUAUAUCUCACAUGUACUAUACAAAUAUUUAUAUACACUCUCACGUGUGUGUGUGUAUGUAUGUAUUCUUUCUCUUCCCCCCCCUACCCCUCUUCCCUCUCUCUCACUC
Octopus bimaculoides (California two-spot octopus) is the source of this 3164-nucleotide messenger RNA. Its product is annotated as putative UDP-sugar transporter protein SLC35A4. NCBI's taxonomy places the organism in Eukaryota, Metazoa, Mollusca, Cephalopoda, Octopoda, Octopodidae. Gene Ontology annotation, biological process: pyrimidine nucleotide-sugar transmembrane transport. Gene Ontology annotation, cellular component: Golgi membrane. Gene Ontology annotation, molecular function: pyrimidine nucleotide-sugar transmembrane transporter activity. The record is from RefSeq and is a predicted model, not a curated record.